This is a messenger RNA of Penicillium taxi, 426 nucleotides long. RefSeq names its product nonribosomal peptide synthetase/polyketide synthase hybrid. Gene Ontology annotation, biological process: secondary metabolite biosynthetic process; amino acid activation for nonribosomal peptide biosynthetic process. The record is from RefSeq and is a predicted model, not a curated record. Bases 1 to 426 code for a protein of 141 amino acids. Gene Ontology annotation, cellular component: cytoplasm. Gene Ontology annotation, molecular function: phosphopantetheine binding. The transcript has a single exon. Lineage: Eukaryota; Fungi; Ascomycota; Eurotiomycetes; Eurotiales; Aspergillaceae.
AUGCCUUCAAACAGAAAUCUUGUAUCCGAGCCAGUUGGCGGAGGAGUCCUCUGCAAAUUCGAUCAACGGGUGACGGAAGAUCCCACCAAGUGCGCAAUUGUCUAUGAAGAUGAACAACUUACCUACUCAGAAUUGGAUCACCGCUCGCGCCAGCUCGCAUCGAAUUUAACACAGCAUGGGGUCAGCCUGGAGGAUAUCGUGGCAUUUUGUUUUCCUAAAUCUGUCCACGCUGUCAUUGCCAUCCUCGCGAUUCUUCGCUGUGGCGCUGCGUUCACGGCGCUUCCACCCGAUGCACCGAAGGUUCGGAAAAAUGAAAUUUUGAGUGUCUGUAAACCCAAGGCUGGGACCAGUCCAACGAGAUGGCCAUGGAACAUUCAGAUCUGCCAUAAGGCUUGUCGAUAUUUGCUAUUUUCCUGCCCUUUCUAG